Molecule: messenger RNA, 741 nt
Organism: Paramecium pentaurelia
Lineage: Eukaryota; Ciliophora; Oligohymenophorea; Peniculida; Parameciidae
Source: the annotation of a GenBank genome assembly
AUGAAGUAUUUUAAUCAUUAGGAUAAUUAAUUGCAAACUUAUUGUGUUUCUCAUGUACCUACUACUAAAUAAAAUAUGCAAGAAUUAUUUGAUAAAUUAGAUCAAUCGCUAUAAUAAAGCUUCUUAUGUCCUAUAAGGGAGGAGUUAUUAAGAGAAUAUUUUGAUGACUUAAUACUUUAAAUAAAAAUAAACUAUGGAGAGAGAGGUUUUAUACGAGUGACAGUACUCACCUAAGUUCGAAUGGUGAUUUAAAAAUAUUAAACAUGUGUCAAGUAUUGCUUUUGGAAUAUAAAAGUUUUUAUCAGAAGAAGAACAUACUUAUAAAAUAUCUAGGCUGAAGAAAGAUUUAAAAUAAACUAACUAGAAUAAGAAUGUUCUGAGCUUUAAAAAUAAGUUGAAAAUUUAGAAUAGAAGCUAUAAGACAUAAAUCAGAAGAAUUAAUAAAAUAGAGAGUAAAAAAAAGUAACACAUUUGAAAAGAAUUACCAUAUAUAAAAACUCAUAUAAAAAAUAAAGUAUUUUGGUGAUCUAGAAAAUAUAUUUUCUGGAUUAAAAACUUGCCUUACAGAAAAUUAUUAUUAUCAUUUAAUCAAUUUAAAGGAAUAACAUAUGUUAAAAAAAAUCAUUAGCAUUGAUCAUUUUAAUUCAUUUUUAGAAUGAUAUUUCUUUAUUCUUCUCCUUCGCUAUCUUUUUAAGCUAAUUUUAAUACAAUUAAAUCAUUUCUUACAAUAAACUAAAUUGA